Molecule: messenger RNA, 531 nt
Organism: Phytophthora nicotianae INRA-310
Lineage: Eukaryota; Oomycota; Peronosporomycetes; Peronosporales; Peronosporaceae
Exons: 1
Coding region: 1-531 (176 amino acids)
Source: RefSeq, a predicted model, not a curated record
AUGACCAAGUGUGCUAAUUGGCUUACGGGUAACAUCCUAGCUAUUCAGGAGCAUUUGGACGAAAAGAAUCCACCCAAUUUCCCACCUACACAGUGGUGGGUAUUUCUUUUUGCAGUCCAGGCGUUCGCGGCCGAAUCCAGCAAAACCUUUAUCGCCCAGCAAGGGCGGGCGACGCUACUGUCCGAGCAACGUGUGAUGCUUAGAAGGCUGAUUGAAACGCACAAACGGAUGACACACAUGGAAGGCCCUAUCCAUAGCAGUGCCAUUGCAAAAAUGACUGGAAAGCAAUUCGAAUCUAAUGGCGAAUAUGUUCUCGAACAUGUUCAUGCACUUGCAUUUCUCCAAAGUCUGGAUAUUUGGGUUUUAGAAGCCCUCGAAUCGCUAGACCCGGACACCAAAUUACAAACAGUUGUUGCCGUUGCUAAACUGUUUGUCAAUGGGGCCAGUGAAAUUUCUGUCAUUACGGCUGAAAGGGAAGCUGCAAAUGCUGCGUACGACGACACGCCCCUUGUACUACGCAUCAACUACUAG